UUUCUGCACUUUUAUCAUAAUCCAUCAAUGGAUUAAAAGCGUGGAUGCAGAUGAAACCGAUCAUCAAAGAAGACAUAAGAAGAGGAUCAAACGAUCAAGGAGUUAUGUUUCAAACAGUCAUCUAUAAAGGACUCAAUUAGCAUAUGUCAAGAGGGCAUUUACAUAAGGGCCAUAUUUAGGCUGGUGUCUCAGAGCAGAGCCACUCACAUCCAGAGAGCACAAGAGGAGAGAAGCCGCAUAAGCUUGUGUGCUGGAGUGCGUAAGAGAGAGUAUUUGAUACACAGGGGACCGGAGCAAAGGGGAGUAGCCUGGAAGGUCGAGAGAGCAUGUGCUAAAACCUGAAGAGAGAGAAAGAGAGAGAAUCGGAUGUAAACACGCAUUGACUGUCAAAGCCGCAAGCAGUGACUGCGCAAAGCACUAGGGAAAGAGAAACCACAGGGGUUCUCCUCACGACAACUUUUCUUCGAGUGUCGGUGAUGGGUGCAGUCGGCGAGCUGGUGGGCAGCUUCUCUCACGGCUUGGAGAGCUUUGCGCACGGGGCUCAUUUCGUCCUCACGCCCCCCGGGGACUCCGGUGCUCUGAUGAACGAGCACAUCGUCUCCGCCGAGCGCCUGUCACGCAGCACUUCACCGGACCUGACGCAUCUGAAAGGGAUCCUCCGCCGCCGGCAGCUCUACUGCAGGACCGGCUACCACCUCGAGAUAUUACCGGACGGAUCGGUGCAAGGCACGAGAAAAGACCACAGCAGAUUUGGUAUAUUGGAAUUCAUUAGCCUCGCUGUGGGGAUGGUGAGCAUCCGUGGUGUGGACAGCGGACUGUAUCUGGGAAUGAACAGCAAGGGCGAACUGUACGGAUCUGAAAAGCUGACAGCGGAGUGUGUGUUCAGGGAGCAGUUUGAGGAGAACUGGUACAACACUUACUCUUCUAACCUGUAUCGACACGGCGAGCGAGGAUCCCAUUAUUACGUAGCCCUCAACAAAGACGGAACGUCUCGAGAUGGAGCUCGCUCUCGGAGGCACCAGCGCUUCACGCAUUUCUUGCCUCGGCCUGUGGAUCCAGAGCGCGUUCCUGAGCUUUACAAGGAGAUACUAGGUCACAGCUGAAGCCACUGAACCUCAAAUUCAACCCCCCCAAAAAGCACCUGCAUGCUCUUUAUCCCCCUCGGACAAACCUGUCUCAGGAGAAAGCAGCGCAGACGAGGGGGAAAAGAGGCCCUCU
Sinocyclocheilus rhinocerous is the source of this 1218-nucleotide messenger RNA. RefSeq names its product fibroblast growth factor 20-like. The transcript is spliced from 3 exons. NCBI's taxonomy places the organism in Eukaryota, Metazoa, Chordata, Actinopteri, Cypriniformes, Cyprinidae. Gene Ontology annotation, molecular function: growth factor activity. The record is from RefSeq and is a predicted model, not a curated record. Bases 477 to 1103 code for a protein of 208 amino acids.